UAUGCGACUUACAAUGUUUAAUGUAUUUUCCGUCUCAUUCUGUAUGAUGUAAUGUGAUGUAUGUAUUGUAUUGUUGAUUGAUUUUGAUUGUAUCCCUAUCACACGAUUUCGUAAUCGUAAUUUGAUUUUCAUUCAUAUUAUUGUCAUUGUGACAUUGUCAAUUUGUCAUCGUAUUCGUAAUCUUUCUUAAUAGUUUAUCUCGUUUUUAUCUCCAAAAGUACAAUUCAAUCCUACUGAUUAUACAUUCUCUUUGGGUGUAUUUCUUAGUAUUAAUUUUAUAAUAUUUCUCUUUGCAUUUCCAAACCCACACUGAAAUGUCGACGGCCGGACAAGUGAUAAAAUGCAAAGCCGCAGUGGCCUGGGAGGCCGGGAAACCUCUUUCUAUCGAAGAAAUAGAAGUGGAUCCCCCCAAAGCUGGCGAAGUGAGAGUCAAGAUACUCGCGACCGGCGUCUGUCACACCGACGCGUAUACUUUAUCCGGUAAAGAUCCGGAGGGCGUGUUCCCGGUCAUUCUAGGCCACGAGGGCGGAGGGAUCGUAGAAAGUAUCGGGAAAGGAGUCACCACGGUGAAGCCGGGCGACCACGUGCUGCCGCUGUACGUUCCUCAGUGCAAGACUUGCAAGUUCUGCCUCAACCCCAAAACUAACCUAUGCCAAAAAGUUCGAGUCACUCAAGGUCAAGGUGUUAUGCCAGACGGUACGAAGCGCUUUCACUGCAAAGGACAAGACCUGUUUCACUUCAUGGGAUGCUCUACAUUCAGUGAAUACACAGUCGUUCUAGAAAUAUCCCUGUGCAAGAUCGCCGACGUAGCUCCUCUAGAUAAGGUAUGUUUGCUGGGCUGCGGUAUUACAACCGGAUAUGGUGCAGCGCUAAACACCGCUAAAGUGGAAGCUGGCUCUAACUGCGCUAUCUUUGGCCUUGGAGCCGUCGGUCUAGCUGUCGCUCUGGGCUGCAAAGUGGCCGGUGCUAAACGUAUAAUCGGCGUGGACAUCAACCCGGACAAGUUUGAAAUUGCCAAGAAAUUUGGCAUCAACGAAUUUGUGAACCCCAAAGACUACGAUAAACCCAUACAGCAGGUACUUGUGGAUUUGACUGACGGUGGAUUGGAUUAUACUUUUGAAUGCAUUGGAAACGUGAACACUAUGCGUGCAGCUUUGGAGGCAGCUCACAAAGGGUGGGGAGAGUCUGUAAUCAUUGGUGUGGCAGGCGCCGGAGAGGAAAUCAGUACACGUCCAUUCCAACUGGUGACUGGCCGCGUGUGGAAGGGUACAGCCUUCGGAGGGUACAAAAGCAGAGACAGUGUACCCAAACUAGUAGACGACUACCUCAAUAAGAAACUACCGCUUGAUGAUUUUGUUACUCACAAACUGCCGUUGGAUGAAAUCAAUGAGGCAUUCCACUUGAUGCACAUCGGCAAAGCCAUCCGUGCUGUCAUCCAGUUCUAAAUGAGAAGAUAUUUUCAGAUAUUUUGAUCUAUAUAUGUAAUUGUUUAAGCAUUAUAUUAUAUUGUAUGCCAUGUUCUAUCAUGUAAAACUAGAUUUGUUGGUUUAAUAUAAUAAUGGUUUCUAUAAA
Molecule: messenger RNA, 1572 nt
Organism: Bicyclus anynana (squinting bush brown)
Lineage: Eukaryota; Metazoa; Arthropoda; Insecta; Lepidoptera; Nymphalidae
Gene: Fdh
Product: alcohol dehydrogenase class-3
Exons: 1
Coding region: 315-1445 (376 amino acids)
Biological process (GO): formaldehyde catabolic process
Cellular component (GO): cytosol
Molecular function (GO): S-(hydroxymethyl)glutathione dehydrogenase [NAD(P)+] activity; zinc ion binding
Source: RefSeq, a predicted model, not a curated record